AUGUCUGGUAGUCGCCGCUCAAUCAGGGUAUAUUCAUUUUUCAGAGACUCAAAUGACGACGUUACGGGUCCUCCCCCAUAUAACUCCGCGGUACCCAUGGUACCCACGAACUCGCCAACAGGUGGUGCAAAGCCCAUGUCCGAUUUCUCAGACCUGAGUACCAACAUGGAUAGCAAGUCAUCUGAGGCAUCUUCAUCAAGCGUUCCUCAAAAAAAGAUCCAGGAUGCCCCAAAAACAGAAUGGAAGAAUAAAGAGUGCAGGAAAUGGCUUGAAGAUUACUUCGUAACAAUGUGUGGUUACAAAAUCGCCGUGGCAGCGGAAAAGGCGUCGAAUUUUAUGGGUUCGGGCAUGAGCAUGUAUAUGAUGAGCGUCGCAGAGUGGAAAACAUUAAUGGGUGUAUGUGAGGGGUCUGGGAUCUAUGGUGUUUUAAUGGAACACAACAAAGACGGGAGAUAUUGUUUCCAUUCUUAUAACACGAGAAAGAAUGGAUCUUUGGACUAUUAG
Molecule: messenger RNA, 504 nt
Organism: Botrytis byssoidea
Lineage: Eukaryota; Fungi; Ascomycota; Leotiomycetes; Helotiales; Sclerotiniaceae
Exons: 2
Coding region: 1-504 (167 amino acids)
Source: RefSeq, a predicted model, not a curated record